Eremomyces bilateralis CBS 781.70 is the source of this 1113-nucleotide messenger RNA. RefSeq names its product NGG1p interacting factor 3. The record is from RefSeq and is a predicted model, not a curated record. Bases 1 to 1113 code for a protein of 370 amino acids. Gene Ontology annotation, cellular component: cytoplasm; mitochondrion. The transcript has 6 exons. NCBI's taxonomy places the organism in Eukaryota, Fungi, Ascomycota, Dothideomycetes, Eremomycetales, Eremomycetaceae.
AUGAUGUCGUCCCAAACGGCCCCUUUUUCCAAAGCAGUGGUCAGUGCCAUGCGCAAAUUGUAUCCUGAAAGACUUGCAGACAAGAGCUGGGAUAACACUGGACUGCUCCUGGAAGCGCCGUAUAACCCUCAAAGACGGCAGCGCAACUCUGCUUUACUGACCGUAGACUUGACGAAAGCCGUCGCCGACGAGGCGAUCGAGACGAAACAGUCGAUUGUUGUGGCGUAUCAUCCGAUAAUAUUUAAAGGACUGAAAGCGUUGAGUCUUGGCGACAGCCAGCAACAGUCGCUACUGCGCCUGGCCACGGAAGGGAUAAGUGUUUACUGCCCUCACACCGCCGUAGACGCCGCUAGCGGAGGCCUAGGCGACUGGUUGGCAGAUAUAGUAACCGGCGAUGCGAUCGAGCAACCGCCACAGGAGCUACUACAAGGCUCUCCCGUCGAAGGACCACCGUCAGUCCCGCCAGGCGAAGAGACGGAUCCAUUCGUCCUCCCCCAACGGCCAUCCUUCAUUCUUCAACCCCAUCCUUCCGGGCUGAAGUUUAUCCAGCGCGAUUUAAAGCUCGCGUCGAUCCCACACACCCGCUCUGCAAUCAAGCCGAACGAGGACCCCUCAUCCCCUGGCGCAGGGAUGGGUCGAGUCGUCCGCUUUGCCCAGCCACAGCCGCUCGCGCAUUUGAUCGACCGCAUCGCCCGAGGCUUGGGCCAGCCAAAAGGCUUCCCCGUCGCCAUCCCCCAGGGAACCGCGAUCGAGGACAUCUCGAUCCGGAGCGUCGGCAUCUGCGCGGGCAGUGGCGGAUCGUUAUUUGCGGGCUUGGACGUGGAUUUGCUGUUUACCGGGGAAUUGUCGCACCACGAGGCACUGGCCGCCAUCGAAAGAGGGCAGUCGGUAGUGACGAUGUUCCAUUCGAAUACGGAACGAGGGUUUCUGCAUUCGGUACUGAGUAACCAGCUGUUACAGGCGGUGCGGGAGGAAUGGGAGACGAUUCGGAGCGGGAUAAGAGAGGAUGGGCGUCUGGAAGAGGCGUUGAAGGAUACAUCCGUCGAAGUGGAAGUUAGUGAACGCGAUAGGGACCCUUUCGGGCUGGUCAUUGCGCAGUCUGCCGGGGGAUAA